CCCACUUCUGACAUCACCCCAGCUCUCUCGGGAUGUUAACCUUGCUGUCAGCACACAGCACUGGGAGUUUUAUACCUCAACCGAGCAGAGUUCGGAAGUCUUGCUGUUGCUUCUCAUAAGGAGCCGAGAUUAAAGUCCUGCCUGCCUCGAUAAGAAAUGCAAGGCAGGAAUGUUUGCAGCUGCUCUUGGACAGCUUUCCCACUGAGUGUGAGCUUCUACGGAGGCAGUGGUAUUAAAGCUUCGGUUUCCUUUCAGGUGACCUACAAUGGACUGGCUCAGGAGGGAGAAACAGGAACACACUGGUCCAUGCUGGACAACAAUGACACCACCUUCCAGCCUCUGCCUCCUUCUGCUCCAAGCGCUAGGCAUCUUUGCCCUUGGCCACUUCACAAAAGGUCAGAACAACACACUGAUUUUCACAAAGGGAAAUACCACUCGCAACUGCAGCUGCCCAGUAGACAUCAGGGACUGUGACUACAGUUUGGCUAACUUGAUAUGCAGCUGUAAGUCUGUCCUGCCUUCUGCCAUGGAGCAAACCAGCUACCAUGGCCAUCUGACCAUCUGGUUCACAGAUACAUCCACAUUGGGCCACGUGCUGAAGUUCACUCCGGUCCAAGAUUUGAAGCUUUCCCUGUGUGGUUCCAGCACCUUCCCCACCAAGUACCUGACUAUCUGUGGGCUGCAGAGGCUUCGCAUCAAUACUAAGGCCAGGCAUCCCUCCCGGGAGCAGAGUCUGCUCACCCACAGCAGAAGGGAAGGCAGUUCCUUGUACAAAGGCUGGCAAACAUGUAUGUUCAUCUCAUUCUUAGAUGUGGCUCUUUUCAACAGGGACUCAUCUUUAAAGUCAUAUAGUAUUGAUAACAUUUCUAGCCUCGCCAGUGACUUUCCUGACUUUCCUUACUUUAAAACGUCCCCAAUGCCAAACAACAGAAGCUAUGUUGUCACAGUUAUUUACUAGCACCCUGUGUCCCUCCACCAGGAACUCUAAAAAA
Messenger RNA from Mus caroli (Ryukyu mouse), 992 nucleotides. Lineage: Eukaryota; Metazoa; Chordata; Mammalia; Rodentia; Muridae. The record is from RefSeq and is a predicted model, not a curated record.